GAGCGAUGGUUUACGUGGCACUGCUGUGUCCGCGCAGGCGUAGUGAGUCGUUGCUUACUCUCUCUCUCUCUCUCCCCGGCAGGAAGAUGGUGUCUGUCAGUAUGCGGUCGUGUGUGUUGUCGCUUUUACUUCUGAACGUUUUCUACAACGUCGUGUCGUCUUUGUACUUUCACAUCGGAGAGACCGAGAAGAAAUGUUUCAUAGAGGAGAUCCCGGACGAGACGAUGAUUAUCGGUAACUAUCGGACUCAGCUGUAUGAUAAACAGAGAGAAGAGUACCUGCCGGCCACUCAGGGUCUCGGCAUGUUCGUGGAAGUCAAAGAUCCAGAUGACAAGGUGAUUCUGUCUCGGCAGUACGGCUCAGAGGGACGGUUCACCUUCACGUCACACACACCUGGAGAGCACCAGAUCUGUCUGCACUCCAACUCCUCCAAGUUCUCCCUGUUCGCUGGAGGCAUGCUGAGGGUUCACCUGGACAUCCAGGUGGGAGAACACGCCAACAACUACGCCGAGAUCGCCGCCAAAGACAAACUGACGGAGCUGCAGCUGCGCGUGCGCCAGCUGGUGGAGCAGGUGGACCAGAUCCAGAAGGAGCAGAACUACCAGAGGUACCGGGAAGAGCGUUUCCGUCAGACCAGCGAGAGCACCAACCAGCGCGUCCUCUGGUGGUCCAUCGUCCAGACGCUCAUCCUGGUGGCCAUCGGCAUCUGGCAGAUGAGACACCUCAAGAGCUUCUUCGAGGCCAAGAAGCUGGUCUAACUUCUCACUGUUUGUGUGUGUGUGUGUGUGUGUGUGUGUGUGUGUGUGUGUGUGUGUGUGUGUGUGUGUGUGUGUGUGUGCGCGUGUGUGUGUGUGUGUCGGCUUGUUUAA
Molecule: messenger RNA, 869 nt
Organism: Sander lucioperca (pikeperch)
Lineage: Eukaryota; Metazoa; Chordata; Actinopteri; Perciformes; Percidae
Gene: tmed9
Product: transmembrane p24 trafficking protein 9
Exons: 5
Coding region: 6-758 (250 amino acids)
Biological process (GO): Golgi organization; COPI coating of Golgi vesicle; endoplasmic reticulum to Golgi vesicle-mediated transport
Cellular component (GO): endoplasmic reticulum; Golgi apparatus; COPII-coated ER to Golgi transport vesicle
Source: RefSeq, a predicted model, not a curated record